Molecule: messenger RNA, 1035 nt
Organism: Brassica rapa (field mustard)
Lineage: Eukaryota; Viridiplantae; Streptophyta; Magnoliopsida; Brassicales; Brassicaceae
Source: RefSeq, a predicted model, not a curated record
AUGUCUGUAGUAUCUAUAAUCGGCGAAGGAGAGUUCGAAAUUGAUGAUGAAGAAUAUGAGCGAGAAGAGUUUGAACUCGACGAAUUGUUGCGAAAUUUCGUGAGUGAGCCGCCAAUUCAGCAUGACGUCUUGCCUGAGAGUGAUGAAGAUAAUGAGGAAGAAGAAGAUCCUGAAGCCCCACAGAGAAUGAGGACGCAUAUACGCCGUGGUGAUGGGCAUUUGUACCGAGACCAGACAUUCUUCAAUGGUGUGGCUUUCAAAGACAGAGUCCUCGAUUAUGCUCUUAGGACUCGCUGCAAUAUCAGACAAUACAGGUAUGAUAAGGAUAAGCUUGGUUUCGAAUGUGCUGGUCAUGGCGAGAAUGAUGAAGCUUGUGGCUGGAAAAUUUAUGCUUCGAUCCUUCCGAAGGAUAAAAUUUGGAGAGUUAGGUUGUUUGUAGAUAACCACAUAUGUGAGGUUAAUGGAGAGUGUGAGAUGGUGAAGGUCCCUGUGAUAGCUAGGUUGUUUGUGAACAAGAUCCGUGAAGAGCCGGCAUACUAUAUGCCUAUGAAGAUCGAGGAAUUGAUCAUGGCAAAUUGGUCUAUUAGUGUGUCUAGGCCUCAGUGUCAAGCUGGUAGGAAUAAAGCUUUGAAGUGGAUUAAGAGUGAACAUGAUCAACAGUUUGCACGCCUUAAAGAUUAUGCUGCCGAGAUAGUAGAAUCAAAUCCUGGUUCUUCUGUUGAAGUAGACACGUUCCAGAAUGAUGAAGAAAGAAUCAAGGGACAGUUAUUGGUUGCUUUAGGUAGAGAUGCAAACAAUGCAAUUUAUCCAAUAGCUUGGGCUGUUGUAAAGGUGGAAAAUAACGAGAAUUGGCAAUGGUUUAUGCAAAAACUGAAGGUUGAUUUGGAUCUAAAGGAUGGUGACAAUUACAUUGCUGUCUCAGACCGUAGCCCGGGAUUGAUCAGAGCUAUUAAGAUAGAGUUGCCUAAGAUGGAGCAUCGGAAGUGUCAUGGAGCUACAAUGAAGCAAAGUAUCAGCAAAACUUGGACAGGUUAA